This is a messenger RNA of Rotaria socialis, 1278 nucleotides long. NCBI's taxonomy places the organism in Eukaryota, Metazoa, Rotifera, Eurotatoria, Philodinida, Philodinidae. The record is from the annotation of a GenBank genome assembly.
AUGUCUAAUGCAAUAAAUGAAUUACAAAAAUAUUUGGAUGAGUUCAAUGAAGCUAUAUUUGCAAUGAAUAGUUCAGCAUUAUGUAGCCUACUGAGUAUUCGACAUAAAGUUCAUAUUGAAAAAUUUUUCUCGCCACAUACAAGUGAUUUAUUUGAAAAACAUGGUCGCGUUGUACAAGGUUGGAAUAUUAUAUUAACAAAUCAUAUUAAAAUUUGCCAAACAUCAUUGUAUAAAAGCCGCUUGAAUGAUAUCGUACAAUAUCAAUAUCUAGUAUGUCGUGCAUUACUUGAUCUUGUUAAAGAUAGUAAAAAUAAAAAUUGGCAUAUACCAAUAUUAAUUCUUAUUCUAACUGAACUUCGUCUCAUAACAAAUUAUUUUACCGUCUAUAUACCAAAUGAUAUCGAUGGUAGUACAAGUCCGCCAUCGCAACGUAUUGCUGAUUUAACAAUUAAUGGUCGGCAAACAUCAGAAACACAUGUAAAUAAAACCAUUGAAUUACUUACAGAGGCAUUUCGUGUGUGCACAAGUGAUCGUUGUACAGAACAGCGUUUAUCGAAAAAAUGGGGAGCUAUUCAAAUACUUAAUCAAUUACUUAAAUUAUGUCAUAGAAUCAAACGUUAUGAACUUGGAGAACAACUACUCUCAUUUGCCGAACAAUCAUUAGAAUAUAGACAUUAUCUAUUAGAAGAUCAAAAAAUGACAUAUGAUUAUUUUUUAGGAAAAUCUGCCCUAUUCAAAGAUGAUUAUCGAAAAGCGGCAGACUGUUUUGAUCCAAUUUUUCAACGUUGUCCCAAGUUUAUGAAGAAAAACAAAGCAUCUAUAUUAACGCAUUUAUGUAUAUCUAAAAUGCAAUUUGGUUUUACGCCUGCUUUACACAUUGUUGCUAAAUACAAACUGACUGCUUUUUACGAUGUACUCAUUGCUAUUAAACAUGGUCAACUAUAUGCAUUUGACCGAUGUAUAAAAACAAUUCACCGGAAUUUUUUUUUAUCCAAAGGUUUAUUACUUCAUGUUGAAACAUUAUAUUUACUGGCUGUGCGAAAUCUUUUUCGACAAGUAUGGUUAUUAAUGAACAAAGAGAAUAAAAUAUCGAUAGAAACAUUUACACGUGCAAUUCAAUGGAGUAACAAUGAUGAACCAUGUGAUCAAUUAGAAUGUGCUGCACUUUUGGCUACGCUAAUUACUCAAAAUCGUCUUAAAGCUUAUAUAUCUUAUAAACAUAUGAUGGUUGUACUAAGUAAAGAAGACCCAUUUCCUAGAAUACAGCAGACGAUUUAA